Lates calcarifer (barramundi perch) is the source of this 2013-nucleotide messenger RNA. It is a transcript of the gene mid1ip1a, whose product is annotated as MID1 interacting protein 1a. The record is from RefSeq and is a predicted model, not a curated record. Gene Ontology annotation, biological process: regulation of lipid biosynthetic process. Gene Ontology annotation, cellular component: cytosol. The transcript has a single exon. NCBI's taxonomy places the organism in Eukaryota, Metazoa, Chordata, Actinopteri, Centropomidae. Bases 658 to 1164 code for a protein of 168 amino acids.
AUGUCAGUCACUUCUUUCACCGGAAGACAAAUCAUAGCACAGAUUUACCGGACUGCGCAUUGCAAGUUUAAGAUGAGACAGUGUUGAGAGGUGAACUGACAGCUGCUGUGCGUAAUUACGCGUGGCAGAGCACUGGACUUAUUCAGCCUAAAAUUGACAGUCGAGCUGGAGUAUCUUCAGGGAUCUCUACAUUCUGCCGAAGUUAGGGUAUAUCCCAACUAUCAAUCUGGAGCCACUCCUCUUCUAGAAAAUGUGCCGAACUCUCUCUGCUCUGCUGUGUGCUAUUUCAGGUCAUUUGGGUCCGGUUACAGCUGCAGUUGGAGAACCUGACAAACAGGUCUUGGGCCCGCCUUCAAAACACGAAACCCAAUGCAUAUAAAGGCUGCACCCGUCCUCCCACAGAUAAGAAAGAACACGAAGGGCGUAAGAAGUCAUCAAAAGGGAAACUCAAGAACCGCGUCCAACUACCAGAGCAUCUCGCCUGAUUUAUAGGACAGCCAAUCCCUGCCGCAGCAUUACAGACAAGCAGCCGCUUCUUUAAGCCGAUCAGCCCAGAAUUAAAGCAGGGCACUCACAGAGGAGAAUAAACAAGACGAGCAACUCGAAUCACUUCUAUUCCUGAAGGAGGAAAAAAAAAAGAGAAAAAGUCUCGCCAAGAUGAUGAUGCAGCUGCCAGAGACCCCCAACCAGAAAAACUCCCUCUUCAAUGCCAUGAACCGCUUUAUCGGCGCCGUGAACAACAUGGACCAGACCAUCAUGGUGCCGAGCCUACUGCGGGACGUCCCGCUGGACGAGGACAGGGAAAUGGGCUCCCUGAAGUCAGACGUGGACGAGGGGGACAUGUACAGCUACUACCAGCUGCUCAAGUCCAUCCGCACGGACAUCGAGUGGGGGGUCCGGUGCGCCGCAGCCGACGAGAGGCGCAAGGAGAGCAUGAAGAUCACCCGCGUCAACUCGUCCGCGUCCAUCUCCUCCUCCGCAUCCUCCUCCUCCUCCGCCUCCUCGUCCUCGGACGACGACGAGGAAGAAGACGAGGAUCUGGAGAAACAGUUCCAGUUCCAUCUGACCGGGCUGCAAGGGGUGCUGUCCAAGCUCACGCUGCAGGCCAACUCUCUCACCAAGCGCUACAAGCAGGAGAUCGGCAUCGGGGGAUGGGGCCAGUAAGGCUGGAGCUCACAGAAACUGAAAGCCCAGAUUUUCCUUUCUUGGACUGGCUGUACUGACUUUUCAAUAGACCUUGUCGCUGCUGUUACUACUGAUGACAUUUAUGGACAAACAUUUGAAUGGUAGAGAAAAAUGGCAGCUUAUUUCUUCGUAUAGGCCUAUAUGGUGUUCUGUGGUAUGGACUGUAGAUGUGUUGAUCUUGAAGAAAGCUUUUGUGUACUUAACACCAAACCCACAUGUUUUGCACUCCAAAGUGUUGUACACAUCAUGCAUUCAGUUCCUUUGAUACACAGAUGAAACAUAUUUAAAUCUAUAUUUAAUGUAUAAUUUAUUACCUCACACUACACUGUAUGGCUGAGAGCCACAUGUUAUUUCAAAGUUGGAGAAGAAGUGGACUGUAUGAACUACAGGACUUUUCAUUUGAACCGCUUCCUCCGUAGGAGGGGGGGAGAUACUGGCAAAAGAUUUAGCUUCCUCUCUGUGAUGCUGAUGAUGUUAGUGUGUUCAGGUGUGUUUGUCUGUGUACGACCAGCGCUCCUUCAAAAUCUAAUAUGUCCGUGUGUUUAAAUUGUGCUUUGUGUGGAAGGAGGCAGACGCUUACUGCAGCCGCCAGUGAUCUCCUAUUGUCCCAUAUAGUCAAUGAACUGGAAUCAACUGAUAAUUCUCCUGCAUAGAGAAUAAUGAUGGUUUCCAAUGAGAUGUAUUGUUGUUAUUGUCAUUUACAUGCUAUUAUUAAGGUAUUACUUGAGAUGUCCAUCUGUCAAAACAAGCAAAUGCUUUUGUAUGCACCUUCUGCACCUUUUUGUACCGAUGAUGGUUGUUUGUAAAAUAAAACUUUUAUAUAAUUCA